Messenger RNA from Quercus lobata, 3340 nucleotides. RefSeq lists its product as uncharacterized. NCBI's taxonomy places the organism in Eukaryota, Viridiplantae, Streptophyta, Magnoliopsida, Fagales, Fagaceae. The record is from RefSeq and is a predicted model, not a curated record. Bases 916 to 2781 code for a protein of 621 amino acids. The transcript has 5 exons.
UAUCUGUCAAGCGUUAACCAACCAAAACUCCCCUAAAAAAAGGAAAAAAAAAAUAGAGGUCCAUUUGAAUCUGUUUCUUUUUCCACACGCAGCCAACUACACACAAACACAAACACAAACACACACUCACACACACAACUCACAACUCACAACUCACAAACAAGCCUUGUUAUAAUCUCCUCUUCAAAGCAGAGUUCCUUCCAUUCCAUCUCAAUUUCCAAAAUCCCAAAUUAUAUAACACCAACUCAAUUUUCAUCACACACACACACACACACACACACACACACACACACACACACACGCAUACUCUGUAUAGCAUAAGAGGAGUAGUCUUUAUUUCUUUUUCUUUUGGCUCUGCUCUGCUUUGCUCUGUUCAAACAUCAAACUCCAAACCCUAGAGUCAAAGGGUUCUGGGCUUUCGCUUAAUUUUUCAGGGUUUUGGUUUUGGGAUGUUGGGUCUGGGUUCUUGCCCACUUCCCAGGAAUAUGCUUCUUCAAUUCAAACCAACACAAACAAUAUUGGCUGAGAAAUGAGUUAGUUUGUUCUUCUUCACAAAUUUAUAUACUAUAUAUAUAGGUGAUUAAUUUGGAUUGUUAAUUCAAGUUUUUCUUGACCAACUUCUUUUUUGUUAUCAAAUAUAUAUAGCGUACAGAGGAAGAGAUAUGAAUGAAUGAAAGAAAAGCCUAAUCUUUUAGUGUACAGGACAGUUUUGAAGAGUUGGGGUUUGGGGAAUUUUGAUUGAGAUUGCCACUGACUUGUUUUUAUUGGAAGUGACACUGGAUUGAUUUUUUAUUAUUUUAUUUUUAAAGAAAGAUUGUUAAGGAUUUUGUGGGGGAGGGGGGAAUCAAGAAGUUUUACCCGAACGACAAAUUAGGAUUCGUUUAAUUUUUUAUUUGAUCAUGAUUGAGUCAAGUAAUGGAUAGAAGUGAGCUUACUUUAGUGCCGGAAUGGUUGAAAAGCAGUGCAAGUGUCACUGCCGGGAGCAGUUCAAACCAUCAAUUUUCAUCAUCUUCAUUGAACUCAGAUGAUCAUCCCAUACCCAAGCAUGUGAGAAAUGGGUCGUCUGUGAGCAAUAGUGAUUAUGAUAUAGGUCGCCAAUUUGCUUCUGAUCAAGCAACUUCCUCCUAUUUCCCCCAGAGUUCUAGUAACGGUUCUGCCCACUCACGAUCUUACAGUAGUUUUGGCAGAAGCCAGCAUGAUUGGGAUUGGGAGGACACUAAUGACUACUGUGUUAAGAACAGGUUGGUUUUGGGUGACCACAGGUGGCGUGACAGUUCUGAUACUCUUGGUACCAUCUUGCCCAAUAGGGUUGAGAAGGAUAUGUUGCUGCAUUCACAGUCUAUGAUUACAGGGAAAUGCGGUGACACAUGGCCUAGGAAAGUAGCUGGUGACUCAAAUAAUGCUAAAAGAAAACACAGCGAUGCUAAUGGCCUACUUGGUGGUGGGGGUAGUGUUAGCAGUUCUACUAAAACUGCAUUUGAACAGGACUUUCCCUCACUCAUAGCUGAAGAGAGACAGGGUGGUUCUGAAAUAGGAAGAGUCUCAUCUUCUGGCUUGGACACUACAAUUCAGAAUUUGCCAAUUGGCAUUUCAUCUACAAUUGGUUGUGAUAGCUGGAAGUCUGCUCUAGUAGAGGUUCCUCAGAUAUUUGGAUGCAAUAGCACAGAUGCAGCAUUGUCACUGCAAACUCUUGCUGCAGGCUCAGCUUCUGUGUCUCCAAGCACAAGGACUUGCCUCAAUGUGGCUGAAACAUUGGCUAAUGGUCCUGAUCAUGCUCGCACACGUCCCCAAUUAUCUGUUAAAACUCAGAGGCUUGAUGAGCUGGCUAUGAAGCAAUCUAGGCAAUUAAUUCCCAUGACGUUUUCCAUGACAAAGCCCCUGGUGCCCAGUCCUUCUGAGAAAUCAAAACCCAAGAUUGGGCAACAGCAGCAUUCAUUCUCAUGUUCACACUUUGGUAAUAAUAGUCCACGUGGAGGGCCUGCAAAAUCUGAUGUUACAAAGUUAUCUGUGGGUAAUCUCCAUGUCCUUAGUCCGUUGAAUGGUUUCUCUUCAGCAGCUAAGGAUAGCUUGAGUCCUACUAAUGGAAGUAGACUAGCUAAUAGUCCACUUGGUGUUGCUCCAUCAGGUGCUGGGUCAUCCUUGAGGAAGUUAAGCAACAAUUUAAGUGCUGCCACUGCUGACUGCAGGCCAACUGCUUUUCAGACGACUAUAGAGAAGAAACCAUCAACUCAAGUCCAGAGCCGGAAUGAUUUCUUCAAAAGUCUUUCAAGGAAGAACUCUCCUACAAAAUUCCCUUCUGCUGUUUCUGAUCCUUGCCAAGCUGCCUUGUCAUCCGUUUCAGAGAAUGCUGAUAAAUUGGUCACAGAAGCUGCUGCUGCCAUGUCUAUAACUCUUCAGGAUACAGAAGAUGCCAUUUCAUCAGAUGACCCUGUUACAGACUCGUUGAAUGAAAGUAGGGAUGAGAUGAUCCGCAAUGGCAGUGCCUGUGAUGUGUUUCAGAAAUGUUUAAGCAAUAGAGAGCAACAUUCAAGCCCUGAUGUGACUCUUUAUCCAGAUGAGGAAGAAGCUGCGUUCUUACGAUCACUUGGGUGGGAGGAAAAUGCCGGAGAGGAUGAAGGCCUUACAGAGGAGGAGAUAAGUGCUUUCUACAUUGAGUACAUGAAAUUGCGGCCAUUAUCAAAACUUUUGCAUGGAAUGCAGCCAAAGAGUUCACUUGCACUCACCUCACAGGAUGGCAGCUGUGUUGGUGCUUCGUCUGAAUUGAGCUCGUCUGCUGCUUAGUCAUAAUCUGUGGCAAAAAUGUUUAAGCAAAAAUAGGAAGUCUGAAUGGUGGUUUACUUUUAUUUUCGUUUUUGUUUUGAUGGAUGUUGAGAAGUGAUUUUGGCUAAAUGGGGGUGUUGAAGAGGAGAAAGAUCAUGGGAUGUGUCUGCAAUUGCCGUUUGCUGAAGUUAUAUGGAAUAAACUGCAAAUGGCCCAUUCCUGAGGAAAAUUAGUAAUACUCUGCUUACUUUUAACUUUAGGAUUUUCUGAGUUUGAAGGUUGAUAGAAGAGGUAGGAAUAGGAUUUAUAUUGAUCUGCCAUGUAAGAAGCUGCUGAGGGAAAUAGUAUGAGAAAAGUGUGUUUUUCCUUUUAGUUAUUCGUUUGGGGCUCAAUUCCACAAAUAGAUUUUGAGUUCAUUAGACAUUUGAUUAAGAAAAAGAGGGGGAAAAAAAAAAAAUUAGUUCACUUUGGCUUUUCUUUGCCUUAAGCAUUUUAUUUGUUAUGUUAAAAAUUCAAUGUUUAUAUCUGAGGAAUAAUACCACUGUUCUUAUAUGGAGAGCAACACAAUUUUUAUUUUUUA